AUGGAACCCAAUUACCAAAAACAGUUCACAUUCGAUUUUAAAGAGAUAAUUAUAGAUGAAAUAGCUUUAGAAGGUCUUGAAGGCAUUGGAAUAAAAUUGCUAUGGAAACGCAUAGAAAAGCGAAUUGCAUCAAAUGUGACUGAGAAGAUGAAAAUAAGAUUUUGGAAGUUCAUUGUCAAUUUCUCAAAUGUAUCAUUUUAUCAAGUACCAGAAGCAAUGCCCGACAUAGAAAUCUUAGAUCGAUUUUCAAUAGUACAUGAAGCUACAGGACAACUUCUUGAUCCUGAAGAAUAUAUAGAUGGUCCUUAUGAAUACUCUCCUGUUGAAAAUGAGUAUGGUUCAUCAGUCCACUUUAGCAAAAGGGUGUUAAUAAACACACGUAAAAUACAAGCUUUAACUUAUGAGGAUGUAGUGGCACAGUAUAAUGACCAUCUGGCAAUUGUUGCAAAUUUAGAGGAGCGUUGGAAAGCUUUAGCAUGUCAUGUUCCAAUUUCAUAUUUGUCACAACUUAGUACAGUACAUUACUGUAUAUUAGAAUUAAUUGGCAAAGCUAGAGAAAAUGGACAAAUGACAGUGGGUAAUACAAAUUUAACAAAAAUAAUGAAAGACCCGAAACAUCUGUUUUACAACAGAAAACAUUUACAAGAUUUAGGCUUAAUCAGAACACAAUGUCACACCCAAAUAGUACUUGGCAGGGGGAUGAAAAGUAUAUUACUUAGAUUGAAGAGAUUUCAUCAACCAGUUCUUCUGUCAUCACCAAAAGUUGGAAAACUACACAAUCUUAUAGAAUAUUUAAAGAAAAAACCAGAUUACUCAGAAAAGGUAGAAUUGCUGAUAAAAUCUGGGUAUUUAAACCAACAGCACAGCAAAAGACUUCAAAAGACUAUUAAUGUAUUUAAUUUUCGAGAAAAGCACCCCAAAUUAGAAGAAAUUUCCAAAAAUAAAAGACCAAAGGCAUAUGCUAAAAGGAGAUAUAUUACUUUAGAAAUAUCUAGUGAAGAUUCAGCUCACUCUGAUGAUGACACAUAUGGUACUCCAUUAGAGUGUCAGUACAAAGUUGGAGUUAGUUUACUAAGGCAGGCAUAUGAAAGAUUCUUAGAUGCAGGUCUAAAGGGACUGACCCAAAUUGAGUUGGCUCAAAUACUAGGUAUAGAAUUUUACACUAGCCGAACAAUUUGCAGGACUCUAAAGUCUAAACACAUAGUAAAAGAAUUUUUAGAGGAUAAAGGAAGACAAAGAACUGCAAGAUACAUUGCUGUUGCUGCUACAGCUGAAAUAGACAACCAAUAUGCCGAAGAAAAAAAGAAGUUGUUAGAAUUUUUGAAUUCCACAGAAGUUGAAAAGAAAGAAGAGCAAACUGAGGUGCCUCUAAAGAAAAUGAAAAUUGAAGAAAUAAAUAAAACUGAAACUGAAGUCUCUGACAAUGUGGAUAAUGAAAUUACUGAGGUUAAAAUUAUUGAUGGCUUAGAAAAUGUUACAACUGAAUCAUUGCUUAAUGCAAAGAAAAACCCAACAUUGAGACAGCUAAAAUUUGCUAAUGGGCUUUUAAAAGUUAUUCGAGAAAAACGCGCUGUUUCAGGAUAUCAAACAUUAAGCACUUACGUUUCUAAAGAAACGGGCGAACCACCUAUGGACACAAAAGCGUUGAAACUAUUUGUUCAAAAACUAGUUACGGAUGGACAAUUAAAGAUGUACAAAAUAAAAUGGCCUGGAUUCCUUCAGAAGUACACAACUCUGGUUUGUGAUCCACUAAUGAAAAGUAACGAUCCAUUUAUUAAAGCUAAAUACAAAGAGAUUAGUUUGAAAGCUCUUGCUAGCAAAAAAACAAAAGUUAAAAGAGCCUUAACGGAGAGUGUAUCACGUCCUCUAUCACAGUUCGCUUAUCCAAGAUAUAUGAAAAUACAGAAAUUGCAUGAACUCAUAAUCAGCGUAGUUUGUUUUAAUAAAGUUAAAAGCGAAAACAGUGUUUUACCAGAAGGUUUUGCUACUGUCCUUUCUAUUGUACCUGAAAUGACUGUAGGAUUUGCAGUUGGUAACAUUAGUAAUGUGGCGAUAUCUGAUAUUUCUCAUAUGAAAAUAAAUGAAAAUUUGCUAGAUGUAAAACUUAACGCCGCGCCAGUUGAGUUAUAUGAAAGGUUAUUGCAAUCAAAAAGCCUACAAAAUUCAAUAAGGUUUAAUUUAAAAGCAUUGGCCAUGAUGGGACUCAUUCAAUUGGUCUCUGAAAAUGCCCCAAUUCCUGCUUCUGAUUAUGAAGGCAAUCUUUUGAGUUACUUAUUUUAUGUGAAUCGUCAAGCCAAAAUAUUAGACACCACAGGAGUGUGGCCCAGACCAAACAUAGAUAUACAAUUACUAGAAAAGUCCUACUUUUUUGAAACAUUUGAGGACGUAACAAAGUAUUGGAAUGAUGUUUAUACAAUUAGUACUAAUACAAAUGUCGAAAUAGUGAUAAAGCGAGAUCGGAAAAAAAUUAAACCUCCUAUAAGAAAAGCAGAAGAAGUGUCAUUAUAUGAUAAUGGGGAAAGAUAUGGGGAUGGAUUGGGGCCUUGUGCUUUCGACUCCAGCUUUUUUAUGGAUAUACCUCGUUUAUGGCGCACAUUUUACAUAAGAAGCGCAAAGAUUAACCAACCGAUGAUAAGAAGGAAGAAACGGGUAAUUAAAACGAAAGUGGAAGCGGUGAAGAAACCCAAAAUGAAACCAAAAGUAAAUAAAAUAGUAUCCAAAUCCGCGAUAGAUGAACUAUCAUUUAACCGACGCAAAAAAAAGAAAGCCCCAGACUCAUCAAUAAAGUGGACAAUAUGGGAGGAUAGGAUAAUUAUGCUGUGUAAGGCAGCCAUCAAUAUAAUGAAUCCUACAUCCCAUCCAGAUGGUGUAAAAAUUAGAAAUGCGGUGGCUAGGGAGAUAUUGUACAUGCACGAUGAUAAAAAGACGUCAAGUGUUUGCCACAUAAGAGCCGCAACUUUAGAAUCUAAUUCAACAUUGAAUCAUGAAAAGGAGUGCAUAUUGAAUGAAGUAAGACGGCGUCGAAAUUUAAUUCAAAAGUAUGAAGGACUCUUUAAAAAACUAAGACAACGUCACUCUUCCAAUAUUAAAAGAUUGUUUAAGGUAUGUAGAUUGCCUAUGUUAGAAUUGAUGUGGACAAUGUGCCUUAUAUCGAGAUGUAAAACAUUUACACAGAGGGUUCCUUGUAUUGCAACGGAUCUUGAAGAUUUGUAUAAAAAUUUUAAUGUGACUCCUUUAUCAUCUGACAAAACGUACAGCAUGUACAGAACACCAGUUGCGUGUGAACCCAUCCUUGCCUCCUUAAAAGAAGGUAUUAUUAUGACCACAAUGUUGUCUUACGAGAACGCAUUAAACUCCGAUACAGCUUCAAAAAUUUAUUCAGUUUUUAAAAAUCAUCCUGAACCCAUUUUACGGACAGCAUUAGAGCAAUUGCGUAAAAGUGGUGCAAUUGCCGCAAGAGACAAAAUUUUGAACACUCAUGUGCACAGAAUACACGAGGACCUUGUCCAAUGUUCAUUUAAAAUAUCGGCAUUUUACCAACGUCGGUGGCAUUGUAGACUCAAUUCGGAAUUUGGGGACUGCUUAGGCGAGAGCUUAGAAAUAGAAAUUCCUGUAAAUGGUGUUAAAGGUUUCCCAGAAAUUAACUGCAUAUUUUGUGAGCUGCUUACUUGUGAAAUUAUAGAUAUCAUAUCAAUCACAACUCCAGUGAUAUCAGGUUAUUCAGGCUCUAUAAUGCAAGAGGAACAACUUAACGUGAUUGAUAUAGAAAAUAAAUACUCCCUUAAAUCGGGAUUAACAGGCUGUAAAAGUAAGCUUGAUAUUAAAAAGUUCUCAGAAUUGUAUGAGAACAUUGAUUUGGAUGAGUGUAUAAAACACAUCUCUAGUUGCAAAGUAGUUGACGAGACUGAGAAUGUGGAGCUUAUUCAGGAUGAAAUAGUCACCCAUUUAAAGGAAAAGGGUGAAAAAGGUUGCACUCUACAGGAACUAAAGGCACACCUCUCCUGGGAACCAAAAUUGUUGUUGGAAAGAUUGUCAGAAUUAGAAUUAAGGAAUAUUAUCAAACGGGUUGGGUAUUACGAAAAUCGUAUCAUUCUCACAGAGUUCUUCAGAUCCUGGUCCCUAAAUAUGGAAGACAAGAAUUUCAUACCAGUGCCUUGGUUAACUUUAGAAUUUGAUGUAAGAUUCGAUGUAUUUUUUAAAUGGGCGGGCAUGAUUGUAAACAAAGUGUUUGAAUGUCCCGGUAGCUCCAUCGCUUUACUAUCAGACAACUGCGAAGUGCUGUCUUAUAGAGCUGUUCAAGACAUUUGCAUGUGCCUAGCAAAAUUUGAAUGCAUAAAACUGAAUUGUAUUGAAACAAUAGAACAAGAUUUAUUCUCAGCUAACUUGCCACCUCAAGAAUUAACUGAAUUCAACUGUUAUGAAUCACCAGAUAAUAUUUUAGUAUUUCCUGUGAGAAAUAUUUUCACUAAAUAUGCAUAUAUAAGAAAAAAGAUUUUAGAUAAGGUGUCUGACGCAAACAUGUAA
Parnassius mnemosyne (clouded apollo) is the source of this 4524-nucleotide messenger RNA. The record is from the annotation of a GenBank genome assembly. Lineage: Eukaryota; Metazoa; Arthropoda; Insecta; Lepidoptera; Papilionidae.